GGGACAAGGCCUGAUAGACCGGAAGGGACCUGGAAAGGUGGGGGGCCUGUGGGCCCUUGCGGUUUUUGUGCCGGGAUUAGAGGCAGAGCGGAGGGCGUUGGAGGGGUCAACAUAGCAGCAGUGAGUUGAGCAGUUCUGGAUCAGCCCAGAUCAGCACUGGGGAGGGGGGCUGGAGGGCCCAGACCUCCAUCCAGUGGGAUUCCCCUCGCUCCCUCGCAGACUUUUCCCUUUUCUCACAUUCCUGGGCAGAGGCAGACGGCCCGAAUGCCAGCCCUGGCCUCCGUCAGCCCAUGGGCGUUUUAUAAGAGCUGUGUCCCAGAACCCUGGUGGUGUAGUGGUUAAGUGCUGCAGCUGCUAACCAAAGGGUCAGCAGUUCAAACCUGCCAGACGUUCCUUGCAAACUCUAUGGGGAAGUAUUACUCUGUACUGUAGGGUCGCUAUGAGUCGGAAUGGACUCGACGGCACUGGGUUUGGUUUUUUGGUUUGUGUCCCAGAAUAGUUGUCAGGGUGCCCAGAGGCCAGGGACCUGGAAGUCAUCUCUCAGGAUGCUUGAGGGAACUGAGUAUGUUUAGCCUAGAGUUGAAGACCUGAGACGGGGGGGCUUGGGGGGGAUGGAUGGAUGAAGGUGAAGGAGCCUGUCCUGUGCCUCAAGGAUGAGGGUCUGUGGACAGGUGUGGCCACAGUCACACGUUGAGGCUCUCACUGUGUCCCUGUUUGUGCUGACAUUGCCUGUGUACUCCUUGUGAUACCCCUAGGAGACAGGUGGUCAGAAGCCCCCGUGGGUUCAGAGGCUUGGCCAGGGCACCUGAAUCCAGGACUUCACCCUGAGCUCUCCCCAGCCUGAGUGCUGAGAACCUCCUAACCGCAGACUGGGCUAGCGGACGACCAGUGGCUGGGGUGGCGAGGUACCCUAGAACCAAGGCAUUCAACUAAAAAUUGAGAAAUAUCACAGAGGUGGCACAGGACUUCGUGUUGGGUGGGAGCAGCACCAAAGGUCUGCUGCAGUGGCUCCUUUGGGUUCUGGUUCUGUGGCCUGGGAAGCCCAGGACCAACCUUGUCAGGAGCCAUGGGGUUCUCAUUUCCAGAACGCCUAAAGUCAACAACCUAAAGCGUGCCAGAAUCACUGGGAAGUCUGAAAAUACAGAUUCCUGGGCUCGGACAUCCUGGGAGCACACCAGACUUGAUAUUGAUUUACUAGAUCUCCAGCAGGACAGGAACCCAGCGCUGAGCAGCUUUUCAGCUGAGGACAGACAACAUUUGUCCCCAAUUUACUGAAAAAGGAGCUCUGGUGGCAUAGUGGUUAAGAGCUCUACCACUAACCAAAAGGUCAGCAGUUCAAAUUCACCAGCUGCUCUGUGGAAACCCUACAGGGCAGUUCUGCUCUGUUCUCUAGAAUUGCUGUGAGCUAGAGUCACCUUGAUGGCAACGGGUCUGGUUUUGGUUUUUUACUGAAGAAAGUGCUGCCUGCUGCAGACCCCUCGUUAAAGCUAGCUCUUCAUGGAGAAUAAAGCUUGGUUGUGCUGGGUUCUUGCUCCCCACCCCCUGCCCAAGGCCAGGAAUAUCCUGCCUAGAGGUGGUUGUGGGGGCAUUUCUGUGUACUCAGGACCCCCUUCCAUUACCAUCUUUAAACAACUGUUAGAUUUGCAGUUUUUACUAAAGAGUUACUGGGAAUGGUAAUGUUUGUUGCAAAUACCUCUGUGAUCCAUUCCUGCAGACUUGACUUGGUAAAAAAAAAAAUUUUUAAAGCUGGUGUUUAAUGGCUCACUUGUAGUCACAGCCACACGCAGUGUGAGGACACCAAACCUCAGUUUGAGGCCUGAGUCUCACGCAUGGCUCAGAGGUGGAGAUGGGAAGAACAACGUAGAAAUACUACUGCUUGAUUCUUGAUGUUUUAUAUUCGCUAUAAAGCAUGGAUUUUUUUUUUUUUUUUUUUGUCUUUCUUACCAGUGUUGUUUGUAAACUUACUUUUUAAGCCAUGGUGCUAGGGCUUCAGGUCUUUGUAUUUUCAAAGGGGACUUUGCUUGUGAACGCUGAUGAGUCUCUGCCCUGGCGAAUCUAGGGCUGGCUGGGGUCCCAGGCUGCCGGGCGCACAGGGCUGUCUCCUGCAGACCCCUGCCACCCCCUCUCUGCUCCUCCCACCCCAGCCUCUCCCAGCGGGUCCCCAGGUAGAGGGGAUGGAGCCAGCCGACCCCGAGCUGUGCCCGCAGGUUCGCAUAACUUUCAAGGACGUGGCUGUGCGGUUCUCACAGGAUGAGUGGCGGCUCCUGGAGGAGGGACAGAGGGUCUUCUACCAAGAUGUGAUGCAGGAGAACUACUCAGCGCUGGCCUCGCUGGGGUGACAGUCCCCUCAUUCCUCAUCCAGGGGCUGCUGAGCUGCUCCCACUGUCUGCUUUCCUGUCACCUACGGAGCCAGAAGGAACCAUGGGGGGUGGGAGCCAUGCUGAUGAGGAGCAGGAGUCCCAUGGCCAGGGAGGCUCCUCAGGAGGAGUGACAAGGUGCAGUCUACCCCUGUCCGCCCUGGUACAGCUGGUGAAGGAGAUCCCAGAGUUCCUCUUCCGGGAAGUCCCAGGCACUGACAGCCCCGAGGGUGGCAAGGCCAGUGUGGACAGCGUGCGGGCGAGCCCAGCAGCAGAACCUCCUGGCGGACCAGGGUCUACAGGGAAGGAAAGCCUGGGGGUCCUGGGCAGCAAACCCUGGGUGCCCUUGUGCAGCCCCAACAGGGGGCAGAGCCACUGGAGCCAGGAGAGGGAGGCCCUGGAGCCAGGACUUUCUGCUGGGAGCAGCCCCCUGCAGGGCCUCAUCGACUGCCUGAGAGAAAUCCUCGUGCCAGGCCCCCAGCAUCCCAAAGUGCCCCCAAGCAGACUGCGCCCCCACCCCACCCUGAGCAGUUGGAGGCUCACCCGGCUAGAGCCAGCACCCAGGAGGCCCGCCCCAGAAGUGAAGGUGGAGGCAGCUCCAGGGGCCUGCGCCCUCCAGGGUCAGCUGGGCCACCUAAAGGAGACUCCAGGGGCCUCAGGAACAGGGCAGCCACCGCAGCAGGAAGAGCCAAUGGCCUGGGAACAAGGUUCUGGAGCCAGCAGGGCCUCAAGCUCCCCUCUGGAAGCCCUAGAGGCCUGUCUGAAGGGCAUUCCUCUGAGUGUGUCAUCACCCCCCGAGCCAUCCACCGCCCCUUGGUCUUGGAGCCCCCAGCAAGGACCCCCGGGGUCUCCAAAGCCCAAGCUGAGGCCCCACGAAUUACACAGCACAGAGAUGACCAUGGGGCCUCUUCUUCCUCUGGGCCUGCAGGGUCCUGUCAGAGACCACCCUGCCUGCCACCCAAUCCUCUGUGGCAGCGCUGACAGUUCCUCCUCGCCCAGCAGCACUGAUGGGGACCUGGAUUUCCGGAGUCCUGAGGGAAGCCAGAGGCACCGCCCCAGAAGAGGAAGCCCACUGGGAAGCUCCCUGCCCCAAGGCCUGGAAAGACACCACAGAGAGAGGCCACAGCCCACCUGCCCUUGGCCCUCAGGUGCAGAGCCCAGGACCCGGACAGCACCCGAGGAAGUGGUGUUCGCCAAGCCCUCCCCGCUGCACUGCCUGGAGAACUCUCUGGAGGGCAUGCUGCCCGCGCAGCCCCUGUGCUUCACCUGCUUGGCCAGCCCCAGCCCCAGCCCCAGCCUCAGCAGCUCAGAAGGAGAAGACCAGAGGCUGGAGCCCGAACCAGGACCCCUGCGUCUCCAGGGCCGUGUCAUUGCAUCCGCACGUCAGAAUGGCUCUGGCAGGUGCUCCAUGUCCAUGUCCAAGACUCGAAUUCACACCUCCCUGCCCACUGCAGGGCCGUCUGCGCCUCUGCGUGCUGCCCGUCGGCUCGAGGGGAGGCCUGGGCCCUGCCAGCCUGCUGGACCCACCCCUGGAUCCGGGGCCUGGAGACUCAGGGGCCUGGAGCCUGGACACAGCAGCCCACCUGUCACAGGUGAGGUGGUAGCAGGGUGCACCUUGCCAGAGAUCUCUGGGGAGAGAAACAGUCCUCACUGCCGACAAGCUCCGAGCAGUCCUCCUCUGGUUCCAGCCAGCUCUGAGGGGGGAUUCCUCACCACAGCCUUGCCUGAGUCACCACCCCUGGUUCCUGCCACCUGCACCCAGCCACCGUGCCCCUGCACAGACCUCCAGCAGGAGCUGCGCAGGCUUGGUGCUGCCCUCUCAGGGAAGCUGGACUGGCUUGCCACCACCCUGGCCAGCCUGUCGAGAGACAUGGCUGCUGUGAAGGACCAGGUGAAUCAGGUCAGGCGGCAUCUGCAGGGCCGCAAGCUGAAGGGCUGGGCUUCCUGGCUGAGGCCUGGUGCUCACAGGUGCCCACCCUACCGGAGACUCACAGGUCCCGCCAGGCCCAGACCCAAGCUGCUGCGGGGGCUGGGAGACGGUGGCUCUGCAGGGUCCCCCAUGGGGAAGCGGCCUCCUCCAGACACACCACCAGCUUUAGCCAUACCUUCAGGACCCACCUGUGGCUGUGCAGUCAGAAUCGUGCAGCCCCCCAAGAGCCCCUACCCAUCUCCAGUGCCUGGCUCGGUGUCCUCCCCAACCAGCCCACCUCCUGAGGCCAUUGCAGAGGUGGGACCCCCGUCUGCCAUAGCUGCACCAGCCACCAUCCUAACUUGGCCCAUGGACACAGGGGAAGCCCAGGGGACUGUGCCCAGGGGGCCCUGGGGAGGCGGGCGUAGAGACCCAAGGUGGGGGGCCCUAAGUUCCUCCCCAGUCCUGCUGAGAAUGCUCCCAUCGCCCCCACCACCCCCAGGGGGGGCACCCUGCCCCUCCAUCCCAGCACCCACGGUCCCCUUCUCGUUGCCCUUCUGAAGCCCUUUGCCCUGACUGGCCUGGACCCUCAGGAUGGUGUUUGCUCAGGGAGGAUAUUGUGGGAUCGGGGUCCUCAGCCAUGCCUCUGUCUCUCCUGGCUCAGGUUCAAUGAAAUGUUGCUGACCUUUCCCUGAUCUUCCCACUGGCCCUGCCAAAUCUACAGGGUGUGUGUGUGUGCUGUGCUGUGUACAGUAAAUACGUGUGGGUGUAUAUGAGGGUAUGUGCAGUGCAUAUAUCCAUGUGUGUGACGGAUAUGUGUGCACAUUUGUGCUCUGUUGUGUGCAGUGUCUGUGCAUAUGUGUGUGUGAGGGCUAUGUGUGCUGUGUUUGCAGUACGUAUGUGUGUGCAUGUGUGCAGUAUAUACAUGUAUGUAUAUGUGUGAGGGGUGUGCAAGUGUGUACGUGUGUGCAGUGUGCUCUGCAUAUGUGUGUAUAUGAAGGUGUGCGUGUGGUGUGUGUAUAGGUGAGGGCUUUGUAUGCAUGUGUGUGUGUGCUGUGUUAUGUGUGCACACCCCAUGUACACACAUGGCUCUGUGUAGCUGUGGAUGUACAACCACCUCUUUCCAUCCCCCCAUCCUGCUCUCAGAGCACUGUGGUUUGGGUCUUGCCCUCUGGGAGGAAAUGCCAACAGACUACUGGGGCAGAACGCUAACCCUUGGUCUAUGCUGGACUAACCCUUGUGGAUUCAAGAAUUAACAGCAAAGGCCCAUGGCUCCUAUAGAAGGGGAUGAUGGGCUCUGACCAGUUACCACAUUACCACUUAGGCAAGCAUGGUAUUCCAGGAGGGCCUGGGCUGCCCCUGUCCUCAUGGGAGGAGAAGGCCUGAGCCAGACACACCACCAGCGUGACCACUGCCUCCGGGUCACGUCCUCCCACCCUGAGUUCCCAAAAUCUCUCAUCAAGUGAGGCAGCUUCAGGGCCCAGGGAGGAAAGGUCCUCCGUGGGUUCUCCCAAAGCUGCUGUCGGGGAGCAGAGGAUUGGCUGCCAGUGGUGCAGCUUGGGGAGUGUGGGCUCCUCCCCUUGAAAACACCUGGGCAGCUAUGGCUGCUGGGCCAAGCUUCCCACAGCAAACAAGGCCCAAGAGGCUGGCAUCUGGCAUGGGGGCUCCAUGCAGCGCCCCUUCCUCUUGGGGUGCCUCAGGGAGGAGCGGGCUACAGGCCUAGAGCCCAGGAAGGUGGCUCGAGGUGGACAAGCUGCUCCAGAAAGGGGUGGGGAAGCAUGCUGAGGAUAAGAAUGACCCUGAAAUGACUCGUGGGACUGAUGCCCAUCUGAUCACAGCAGGGUGCUGCUUGAAAUAGAGUAGACAAAGUCUCAAAGCCUCCACUGCGGAGAUCCCACAAAGACUGACCAUGGAUGAGGAAGCAAAGUGAGGCACGUUCAGAGCUGACAGAGCCAGGGCCAGCCUGGUGGAGGGGAUGGAGACAGGACCCACAGGUACAGUGCGAGUGGCUGUCUAUCCUCAUCCUCUCUCCCUCCUGUCUUCCCCCCAUGCUCAGCAGAGGAUAGGCCCACCAUGGACCUUGGUAUCGCACUGGGGGAAUUUGUCUUUACAAAUGUUAGCCAUCGCACAAAUCCUAUGGAGGGGCGUAAAUGAACAGACGGCUCAGAGAACAUUGACUUCCUCACAGUCAUGCGGCCAUUCAGUGUCAGAGCCAGGACUGGAGCUCAUCUCUGCACCCUGCACUUUGCACAGAGCCUUUCACAGCUGUUAACUGAAAACCUUGUAGAACCAACGAUUUGGUGAAAAAUCCUGGGUGUCAUCUACAACUUAACAUCUCUCUUUCAUCCAUUCUACAGGGCUACAGGGCUGUUUUAAGGAAGAAAGUAGUUGGUUACUUUGACAUAAGAAGAGGGGCCUUUUGAACUAGAGACUGAGGUUGAGUGGGGGGAGGCGGUGGGCAGAGAAGGCCUCAGCUCUCCACACUCAAGCCCAGGGGCAACCGAGAACCUUCCCUCCCUCUCCUUGAGCUUCAGGGAGGCCUGAAAACUCCCCUGCUGUAUGCCACCCACCAGGGACCACCUGUAAACAGAAAAAGCAACAUCCACUUCAGCACAUCAUUAUAGGGACAAGCUCCCCCAGACCUCUGUUGCCGGGAACACCCUUGAGGGGCCCAGUGGGAGGGAGACCUAUGGAGGAGGGCUGUGGUGCCCCAGGAAGCCAUUGCCUCCUGAAGGAGCCUGGCAUGGGGAAGGUCAUACUUUGGCCUUUUUGUGUCCUUGUGUUUAGCUGUGGCUCCUAGAAACAGUAGUUGGUGCAUUUUAUCUUCUAAUCCAGCUUGACAAAUUUCAUUCUUGGAGCCCUUAAUGGAGUAUCCCACAUCAUGUAAUUAAGAUAAAAUUAGGUUUCAAUACUCCACUUGUGUGUUUUAUGUCAGUCCCAUGUGUUCUGAGGCUUUUUCCUCCAUUCCUGCCAUCUUUUGUAUUGACAGUGUGUUUUUUUAAUCAUCCUAUUCUUCCUACUAGCCUCGAAAUUUAAAGAACUAAAUGGAGAAACAUCCAGAUUUGCAAUCAUAUUUGGGAGAUAUUCAUAUAGCUUUCUUAGAAAGUGUUGGGACAGGAAAACUAAAUCAGGAAGGAUAGAAAAGAUCUGAAUAUGCCAGUUAGCAAAAUUGAUCUGAUUGAUAAAGAUAUAGAACAUUGCACCAUAGGACUGCAGAAUAUACAUUAUUUUCAAGCAUACAUGAACUUUAUGAAAACAGACCAUGUACAAGCCCCAGCGCAACUUUAAGCAAAUUUAAACGUAUUGAAAUUAUAGUCUGUUCUCUGUUCAUACUUUAGCUUGUCAGCUAGAAAUUUAAAAAUUCUUAACAUACUAAAAAUAAGAAUUAUGCUGCUUGAUAACCUGUGUCAAUGGAUAAAUCAUAAUGGAAAUUAGAAAAAAAUUGAUCUAAGAAAGUAUCAAAACUUCUAGGAUAAAACUCAGUUCUUAGAAAUUUAUAGGCAUAAACCAGUAUGUGGAAACAAAGCCUGAGAAGGCACAGGAGUUAAAAUAGGAUACCUGUAAAGGUAAGAGGCAAAAUAGCAUGCAAUUAUAGGUAUUAUCAAUAAAACCAAAAAGUCUUUAACAAAACAAUAACAUUUCCUAGCCUGUGGUGAAAUUCACCAAAAAAAGGGCACAAAUAACCAAUUUCAGGGAUUAAAAAGGUGACAUCACUACAGAUGCUGCAGACUAGGAAGACGACCAGGUGAUACAAGCAAUGUCUCCAAAAAUUUGGAAGUUCAAGUAAAAUAUAAAGUUCCUACAAGAACAUAACACAAAAUAGAUGCAAGAAGAAAUAGAAAACCUGAACACUCCCAUGCAGUUGAAAGAAAAUUGCAUCUGUGAACAGACAUCUUCCUACGAAGGAAACUACAGGCCCAGAGUCUUCACUGCUAAAUUCUACCUCACAUUUAAGGAGAAAAUGAUGCACAAGCUAUUCCAGAGAGCACAAAAUAUGGAAUGCUCUCAUAACCUUGGUACUGAAACUUGAGGACAGUAUGAGAAAAGAAAACCAUACGUUCAUCUUGAACAGUGUAUGUGGAAGUAAAAUAGCAAGUGACCCAGCAAUAUAUAAAAAGAAUCAAACAUCAUGGCCACUAUGGGUUUAUCUGAGAGGUCCAAAGAUGAUUUAACAUUUGAAAAUCACCAGUGGUAAACACAGUAGCAAGGAGGAAAGAUCGGGGCAGUCAUCCUAACAGAUGCAGAAAGAGUCAAUGUUCACAGAUACUCUGAGAAAGGAAAUUCCCUUAAUUUGAUAAUGAUUAAACCCAAAACCCAUUGCUGUGGAGUGGAUUCCAACUGCUAGCGACUCUAUAACAGGAGAACUGCCCCAGAGUUUCCAAGGAGCGCCUGGUGGAUUCGAACCGCCGACCUUUUGGAUACCAACAGUAGCACUUAACCACUACACCACCAGGUUUUCCUGGUAAGGAUUAUCUACCCCUAAAGGAGCUUAUAGCAAACAAUGCUUAAAGGUAACAUGUUGAAGUCUUUCCUCAGAUCAGGAACAGGACGAGGAGGCCCACCCACUCUCAGUAUGAUUCUGCGCUGUAGUUGAUGGGCUAGCUAGGGUGGUAAGGCAAGAAAACAGCAAUAAAAGGUGUGAGGAACUGCAAGGAGCAAAAAUGACAGGUGAGGUGACGACUAUACACAGAAAAUCUGUGGAGAAACUAAGAUAGUUUAUAAGGUAACUACAAAACUAGUACACCAAAACGAGUUGUAUUUGCAUAUAUCAACAACUAGGAUUUGAACUGACAACUUUUUGCUUAGCAGCCAAAUGCUUAACCACUGCACCACAAGGCCUCCAGCGGAAAAUAAAAAUUAAAGUUUUAUUUAUGGUAACAAAAAAUUCAAGAAUCUAGGGAUAAAUCCACAGGAGAAAAUUGCUGAGCACUUUUUAUGAUUUCCUCCAUUCCUCACUCCUCAUUAACAGCAUGAAAAAAGCAGCUGCCGUCCGUCGGCGUAGGUAUGAAUUAGCACUAUGUUACCCUCCUUCAGCAAAUGAGGAAACAAGCACAGAGAGAUUAAGACCUUGCUCAAGGUCACACAGCUAGUGGGUGACAGAGUCAUUCUUUGGCUGGUGUAGUCAGCAAGAAUCACUGAAAGCUGGACCUUUAAACAAGAUUUGCUGAGCUGGGGCAAUUCAGGGAGGAGAAAUAAAUUUUGGUUUAUUUUUUAAACGACUAACCUGCAACGUGUAUUCAUAUGUUAAUUUGUUGGUGUCUGGCGAGAGGUCAGACGUGUCCAAAGGAGAGGUUCUGUGACCAGCUCCAGGGACUGUGGGGAGGGAGGGGUCGUGGACUCCCUGAAAUGCAAACCUGCUUCUCGGCAUAUUUUCCCGGGGAGAAAUUAAAACCCCUUAACAAAGCGAACAGUAGCCCAUAUGGGAGCCGCCGGUCUGGGGAAUUCACAAGGCCCCUCCCGCCGGGACGUGCUUGCGUCCCUUUCCACGCCUUCACCGGUGAUCGCUCUCCCCCACGCCAGCCUGUGGCUGCGUUUUCCCUCGUGAGGCUGACUGCGAGCCCGGAGCGGAUGUGGAGUAGCCGCCACUAAAAGCUACAUGUUACAAUAAGGCUGUUAAAAUAGGGCAAAUGUAAUUAUGUGGCCCCCACCAGGCAGCUAACCCGGGUAGCUGGAUUCAGGCGGCAGAGAAGAAAACGGGUGCCUGCUGUACCCAGUCUGUGGUUUAUGCUUCUGGUGUUAACACCACCUCCUCAAAGCACAGCUCUGGAAAGGUGGUGUCUGAGGCACAAGGCACACUAGUAGGGACGUGUUUUGAGGUGGACAGGCCGUUAGAGGCCCUUUUCCCCACCGCGCGAUUUAGCAAGAGCUGCCUUCCAGAACCCCCACGUGUCUGUCAGUUUGUCCUACUGUGGGGGCUUGCAUGUUGCUGUGAUGCUGGAAGCUAUGCCACCGGUAUUCAGAUACCAGCAGGGUGACCCAUGGAGGACAGGUUUCAGCUGAACUUCCAGACUAAGACAGGCUAGGAAGAAGGACCCGGCAGUCUACUUCUGAAAAACAUUAGCCAGUGAAAACCUUAUGAAUAGCAGGGGAACAUUGUCUGAUACAGUGCUGGAAGAUGAGCCCCCCAGGUUGGACGGCACUCAAAAGAUGACUGGAAAAGAGCUGCCUCCUCAAAGUAGGGUCGACCUUAAUGACGUUCAUGGAGUAAAGCUUUUGGGACCUUCAUUCGCUGAUGUGGCACAACUCAAAAUGAGAAGAAACAGCUGCAAACAUCCAUUAAUGAUCGGAACCUGGAAUAUAUGAAGUAUGAAUCUAGGAAAUCUGGAAAUGGUUAAAAAUGAAACGGAAGGCAUAAACAUCGAUAUCUUAGGCAUUAGUGAGCUGAAAUGGACUGGUAUUGGCCAUUUUGAAUCGGACAAUCAUAUAGUGUACUAUGCUGGGAAUGACAACUUGAAGAGGAAUGGUGUUGCAUUCAUCGUCAAAAAGAACAUUUCAAGAUCUAUCCUGAAGUACAAUGCUGUCAGUGAUACAAUAAUAUCCAUAUGCCUACAAGGAAGACCAGUUAAUACGAUUGCUAUUCAAAUUUACGCACCAACCACUACGGCCAAAGAUGAAGAAAUGGAAGAGUUUUUAUCAGCUGCUGCAGUCUGAAAUUGAUCAAACAUGCAAUCAAGAUGCAUUGAUAAUUAUUGGCGAUUGGAAUGAGAAGGUUGGAAACGAAGAAGGAUCAGUAGUUGGAAAAUACGGCCUUGGUGAUAGAAACAAUGCCGGAGAUAGACUGAUAGAAUUUUUCAAGACCAACGACUUCUUCAUUGCAAAUACCUUCUUUCACCAACAUAAACGGCGACUAUACACAUGGACCUCGCCAGAUGGAACACACAGAAAUCAAAUUGACUACAUCUGUGGAAAGAGGCAAUGGAAAAGCUCAAUAUCAUCAGUCAGAACAAGGCCAGGGGCCAACUGUGGAACAAACCACCAAUUGCUCAUAUGCAAAUUCAAGCUGAAACUGAAGAAAAUCAGAGCAAGUCCACGAGAGCCCAAGUAUGACCUUAAGUAUAUCCCACCUGAAUUUAGAGACCAUCUGAAGAAUAGAUUUGACUCAUUGAACACUGGUGACCGAAGACCAGACGAGUUGUGGAAGGACAUCAUACAUGAAGAAAGCAAGAGGUCAUUGAAAAGGCAGGAAAGAAAAGACCAAGAUGGAUGUCAGAGGAGACUCUGAAACUUGCUCUCGAACGUCGAGCAGCUAAGCAAAAGGAAGAAUUGAUGAAGUAAAAGAACUGAACAGAAAACUUCAAAGGGCGUCUCGAGAAGACAAAGUAAAGUAUUAUAACGAUAUGUGCAAAGAGCUUGAGAUGGAAAACCAAAAGGGAAGAAGACGCUCGGCGUUUCUCAAGCUGAAAGAACUGAAGAAAAAAUUCAAGCCUCAAGUUGCAAUAGUGAAGGAUUCCAUGGGGAAAAUAUUAAAUGACGCAGGAGGCAUCCAAAGAAGAUGGAAGGAAUACACAGAGUCAUUAUACCAAAAAGAAUUAGUCGAUGUUCAACCAUUUAAAGAGGUGUCACACGAUCAGGAACCGACGGUACUGAAGGAAGAAGUCCAAGCUGCUCUGAAGGCAUUGGUGAAAAACAAGGCUCCAGGAAUUGAUGGAAUAUCAAUUGAGAUGUUUCAACAAAGAGAUGCAGCGCUGGAGAUGCUCACUCGUCUAUGCCAAGAAAUAUGGAAGACAGCUUCCUGGCCAACUGACUGGAAGAGAUCCAUGUUUAUGCCUAUUCCCAAGGUGAUCCAACAAAAUGUGGAAAUUAUAGAAAAAUAUCAUUAAUAUAACACUCCAGCAAAAUAUUGCUGAGGAUCAUUCAAAAACAGCUGCAGCAGAAUAUCGACAGGGAACUUCCAGAAAUUCAGGCCGGUUUCAGAAGAGGACAUGGAACCAGGGUUAUCAUUGCUGAUGUCAGAUGGAUCCUGGCUGAAAGCAGAGAAUACCAGAAGGAUGUUUACCUGUGUUUUUUUGACUAUGCAAAGGCAUUCGGCUGUGUGGAUCAUAACAAAUUAUAGAUAACAUUGCAAAGAAUGGGAAUUCCAGAACACUUAGUUGUGCUCAUGAGGAAACUUUACAUAGCUCCAGAGAAGUUUGUUCAGACAGAACAAGGGGAUACUGACUGGUUUAAAGUCAGGAAAGGUGUGCGUCAGGGUUGUAUGCUUUCACCAUACCUAUUCAAUCUGUAUGCUGACCAAAAAAUCUGAGAAACUGGACUAUAUGAAGAAGAAGGGGGCAUCAAGAUUGGAGGAAGACUCAUUAACAACCUGCAUUAUGCAGAUGACACAACCUGGCUUGCUGGAAGUGAAGAGGACUUGAAGCACUUACUAAUGAAGAUCAAAGCCCACAGCCUUCAAUAUGGAUUGCACCUCAACAUAAAGAAAACCAAAAUCCUCACAACUGGACCAACUGGAUUUCAUUUUACUUGAAUCCACAAUCAGCAGCCAUGGAAGCAGCAGUGAAGAAAUCAAGAGAUACAUUGCAUUGGGUAAAUGUGUUGCAAAGGACCUCUUUAAAGUGUCAAAGCGCAAAUAUGUCACCUUGAAGACUAAGGUGCGCCUCACCCAAGCCAUGGUGUUUUCAAUUGCAACAUACGCAUGUGAAAGCUGGACAAGGAAUAAGGAAGACCGAAUAAGAAUUGACGCCUUUGAAUUGUGGUGUUGGGGAAGAAUAUUGAAUAUACCAUGGACUGCCAGAAGAACGAACAAAUCUGUCUUGGGAGAAGUACAACCAGAAUGCUCCUUAGUAGCAAGGAUGGCGAGACUGCGUCCUACAUACUUUGGACAUGUUGUCAGGAGGGAUCAGUCUCUGGAGAAGGACAUCAUGCUUGGCAGAGUACAGGGUCAGCGGAAAAGAGGAAGACCCUCAAGGAGGCGGAGUGACACAGUGGCUGCAACAUGAGCUCAAGCGUAACAAGGCUUGUAAGGAUGGCGCAGGACCCGGCAGUGUUUCCUUCUGUUGUGCGUAGGGUCCCUAUGAGUCCGAACCAGCUGGAGGGCACCUAACAACAACAGCAGCCUUCCGGAAGUUUCCGCCGGCCGGAGGAGACUGGUGCGUGUAACACCGCCUUUUCUCACCCUCAGCGUGCGUAUCUGAGAGCAGAUGACA
Loxodonta africana (African savanna elephant) is the source of this 13409-nucleotide messenger RNA. It is a transcript of the gene KRABD3, whose product is annotated as KRAB-A domain containing 1. Gene Ontology annotation, biological process: regulation of DNA-templated transcription. The coding region runs from base 2422 to 4827 and encodes 801 amino acids. The record is from RefSeq and is a predicted model, not a curated record. NCBI's taxonomy places the organism in Eukaryota, Metazoa, Chordata, Mammalia, Proboscidea, Elephantidae. The transcript has 11 exons.